Molecule: messenger RNA, 3710 nt
Organism: Capsicum annuum
Lineage: Eukaryota; Viridiplantae; Streptophyta; Magnoliopsida; Solanales; Solanaceae
Product: hydroxyproline O-galactosyltransferase GALT3
Exons: 8
Coding region: 1201-3153 (650 amino acids)
Cellular component (GO): Golgi membrane
Molecular function (GO): carbohydrate binding; galactosyltransferase activity
Source: RefSeq, a predicted model, not a curated record
AAUAAAAAUUUUGAUUCUGCCAAAUGAAGAGAAGUAAAAACUCAAACACCUUCCUAAUAUUCUCAAAUAUUCAUAAAUUCUCUUCAUUUUAUUCACUAAAAUCAAGAAAAUCUUGUUUUCCCCCCUGUGCAGAUCCAGAGGCUUAGUUAAUUUUUAUUGCUUAUUGUUUGGCUUCUUGAUCUUUAUCAAUUUAUUUUCACCAGUUUAUGAAAAAAAAUAAAAGCUUCAAAUUUUUUACUUUCUGAAGUUCAUUUCACUGUAAAACAAAGAAGUACAAAGAAAAAAAAGGCAGAAAGUUUAUUUUAUUGGUUAAUUUUAGUGCUUAUCAAGUUGCUUUUUCGUUAAUUUUAGUGCUUAUUGAUCUUUGCCAUCUUUGUUUUUUUUUUCCCCCAUUUUAUUGAAAAAUUUGAACUUUUUUUUACUUUUUGAAGUUCAUUUUAGUGUAAACAAGAAAGAACAUUAGAAAAUAGAGGUAGAAAGUUGAAUUUUUUGGUUAAUUUUAAUGCUUAUUGGUUUGCUUUUACUAGCUUUUGUUUUUUCCCAUUUUCUUGAAAAAUCUGAACUUUUUUACUUUAAAGUUCAUUUCACUGUAAAAGAAAGAAUUACAGAAGAAAAUAGAGGUAGAAAGUUGAUUUUUUGGUUAAUUUAGUUCUUAUUAUUUUGAUUAUUGAUCUUUACCAGCAUUUGUUUUUCCCCCAUUUUCUUGAAAAGUCUGGACUUUUUAGCUUUCUGAAGUUCAUUUCACUGUAAUAGAAAGUAGUACAGAAAAAGAAAGAAAGCCAGAAAGUUGAUUUUCUUAGUUUUCAAGAAUGUUAGAAUCUGCAUAAAUUAGCUGCGUUAUGUGAAGAUUUCAAUGUUGGGCUUAAGUGAACAUUCAGGUUUUUCAGUUCUUGGGUGUUGGUGGAACACUAGUUUCUGGUACCCCAUAUUGGGGUCUGACUAAAUCCAGAUUCACGUCGAAAAGUCUCACAUUAGGGGUAAAGCACUAAAGCGCUCCCUAAUGAAGGGGGACUCCAUAUCGAGGGCUUGAAAACGAGACGUCUAGUGGAGCACUAGUUAAGUAGGGGGACUCCAUAUCGAGGGCUUGAACGCGAGACCUCUGGUGGAGCACUAGUUAAGUAGGGGGGACUCCAUAUUGAGGGCUUGAACACGAGACCUCUAGUGAAGCACUAGUUAAGUAUAGGCUGAGUUAAAGUGGGAAUGAAGAAGUAUAUAUUAACUAGAAAAGUGGGAAGGAAGAAGUGGGCUGGAUACCUUCUUAUUAUUGGUCUUGCAUUGGUCUUGUUGGUUCGAUACAGCAGUGUAGAAAAAUCAUACAGUAUUGUAGAAAAGUCGGGCAGCAGUGAGGGAGAGUCUCCGCAAAAGCAAUCAGCUUAUGGGUUUUUCAAUGAUCAUCCAGACAUUAAUGAAGGUCCAAAAGAUGUUAAAUUAAAACCAGUAGAGCUAGUUACGUUUAAGGAAAAACCGCGUCUUAUUGAUGUCGAAGGGCUUAAUGAUCUAUACUGCUUGAGUAAUUUUUCAAGGGAAGAGUCUAAGGCAUUGCUAGCAUGGAGCAAAAUGAGAUUGUUGUUGUCUAGAUCAGAUGGUUUGAAUGGAACUGCUGAAGGAGUUAAGGAGGCUGCUAUAGCGUGGAAAGAUUUGGUUUCGUUUAUUGAGAAAAGUAAGGCCUCUCAAGUUGAGACGGAAAAUGACGACUGUCCUUAUUCUGUAACUGCAUUCAAUACCGCGACAUUGAGGGAUGGGAGCAAUCUCAGGAUCCCUUGUGGCUUAGUUGAGGAUUCAUCUAUUACUGUGAUCGGUAUACCUGAUGCAAAACAAGAAAGUUUUCAAAUUGAGCUUGUAGGUUCAAAACUUCCAGAGGAAACAAACCGUCCUAUAGUUUUGAAUUAUAAUGUAAUUUUGCCCGGGGAGAACUUGACAAAGGAUCCCCUCAUCACUCAAAAUACAUGGACUAAUGAUUCUGGAUGGGGUAAGGUGGAAAAAUGCCCUGAUCAUGGCUCUACCGACAUGAUAAAAGUUGAUGGACUAGUCAAAUGCAACGCCAAAAUUUUCCGAAAUUAUAUACAAGAAACGGCAAAUACGACCAAUCCUAGCGAUCCGAAGUCCACAAAUGUGUCAAAUUCUAGUGCCUAUGGUGCUGCCAAUUACCCUUUUCUUGAGGGUAAUCCGUUUACUGCAACACUAUGGGCUGGUAUAGAGGGGUUCCAUAUGACGGUCAAUGGAAGACAUGAGACUUCUUUUGCAUAUAGAGAGAAACUUGAACCUUGGUUGGUUAGUGGAGUCAAUGUGAUAGGUGGUGUGGACACCAUAUCGAUCUUAGCGAAAGGAUUACCUGUUUCCAAUGAUUUGGACUUGGGUUAUGACGUUGAGCACCUCAAAGCUCCACCAACUCGUAAAAAGAGGCUUGUCAUGUUAAUUGGAGUUUUCUCUACUGGAAACAAUUUUGAGAGACGUAUGGCACUGAGGAAAUCAUGGAUGCAAUAUGAAGCUGUGCGGUCAGGAGAAGUAGCUGUCCGAUUUUUUAUUGGUCUUGAUAAAAAUAGGCAGGUCAAUUUCGAGCUAUGGAAGGAAGCACAAGCCUAUGGAGAUAUCCAAUUAUUACCUUUUGUUGAUUACUACAGCUUGCUAGCUUUGAAGACCAUAGCGAUUUGUAUUAUGGGUGUUAAAAUCCUACCUGCCAAAUACGUUAUGAAGACUGAUGAUGAUGCUUUUGUACGGAUCGAUGAAGUUCUAUCUAGCCUCAAGGGAAAGGAUCCUAAUGGUAUAUUAUAUGGCGGAAUAUCUUUCGACUCUGCACCCCACAGGGAUAAAGACAACAAGUGGUAUAUCAGUCCCGAGGAAUAUCCUCCUUCCUCCUAUCCCCCAUGGGCACACGGACCAGGUUAUAUUAUUUCUCGAGAUAUAGCUAAGUUCAUUGUUCAGGGCCAUCAAGAACGGGAACUGAUGCUUUUUAAACUUGAGGAUGUUGCUGUGGGCAUUUGGGUUGAGGAAUUCAGGAGGAAGGGUGACAAAGUACAGUAUGUUGACAAUGAGAGAUUUUACAAUGCCGGUUGUGAAUCAGGCUAUAUUCUUGCACAUUAUCAGAAUCCGAGGAUGGUACUAUGUCUGUGGGAGAAAUUGCAGAAAGAGCACGAACCAAACUGCUGCGAGUGAUCGUGCUGCAAUCCUGAACUUUGCAAAUUGACUAGGUUGGGGAAAGGAUGACUUUUCGGCUACGUCUUUGUUCUACUGUGUUGUGGGCCAUGGAAAAUGUCUAGUGGUAUGUAACGGUAGAAAAUUAGAAAUAGCGUCUACUGAUCACUUUGCGGCUACGUCUUUGUUCUACUAUGUGGUGAGCCGAAGUAAAUGUCUAGUGGUAUUUAGCAGUCGAAAACUAGAAAUAGUGUCCACUGAUCACUUUUCAGCUACGUCUUUGUUCUACUAUGUGGUGAGGCAAAGAAAUGUCUAGUGGUAUUUAGCGGUAGAAAACUAGAAAUAGCGUCCACUGGUCACUUUUUGGCUAUGUCUUUGUUCUACAAUGUGGUGAGCCAAAGAAAAUGUCUAGUGAUAUUUAACGGUAGAAAACUAGAAAUAGUGUCCACUAAUCAUUUUCGGCUACGUCUUUGUUCUACUAUGUGUUGCGCCAAUUUAAAUCAGGGCAAACAACAUAAAUCUUGAUAGUUUGGAGCUUAAUUAUAGAAAAUCUCGAUUUGGGUUUGUCAAGAUAUAUA